AAACCCAAACAGCCCAGCUCUCAGCUAUUCCCAUAAAAAGUGUCUAUUCUCGUUACCAAAUAGGCUUGAAUCGUGUGUCCUCCCAGAAAGAAGACCAUCGAACCUUCUGGUCCUCUCCUUCUGUUCCUCUCCCUCUCCCCUCACAUAUUAAUUCUUUGCAUGUAGAUGCUUCGAUCGAAGAUAGGGAGAAGCAGAUGUGGUUGACUGUGGUCAUCGGCUUCGAAUCCUUCCAGGUAAGCGAGUAUGGGGUGCUGGGCUUGUCAGUUGAGGAGUGGGUGAAGGAAUUGCAUUUGAUAUCUUUUAUUUUAAUUAAGGAUACAAGAGCAGAAGGCAGGGGAAGAGUUGCUCGUAUCCAGAGAAGGCUACUUAUUGUGGAGGUUGAGAAAACGAUUAUGAAGUACCUAGCCUAUCUUGACCAGCAGCAUGUAAGAAGCUUAGUCUGUUCUUAACUCUUUUGAUUAAAAUAUAUCCCAUGCCACCUACCUUCAAUGACCUCCAUUUCACCAUGUCAAUCAGCCAUGUUGGUUACUUAACACUCUUUUUUUACAUUAUCUUUAGGUGUUUGCCAAAAUACAAUACUGUCUGUUUAUCAAAGAGUGAUACUUUCACCAUCCUGAUUGACUUGUAAUAGUGAGGAUUUAUUAGAGAAAUUGUGAAGAUAGAUUGUCUUUCCACCAUUUCUUAAGUGUUUUCUAAUGUUAUUUGAUGGGACUUUGUCUUUGCAAUUUCAGUGUAAUAUAGUUCUGCUCCACAACAUUUGGGUAUUAUGCUUAAGCAAUUGCUGCACAAGAAAUAUUUGGCCAUACAUUGCAGUCUCUUCGUGGGAUUAAAUAUUUGUACAAGUGAGUCUUACUUUAUGUUUUUACUUAUAUGCAUGUUUUCCUUUUGCUGAUCAUGUUGGGUUCAUUGGUUGUGUUAAAGGUAUAGUGUGUUUCAAAUUGCAUUUGUCGUUCUAGCAGGAUUGACCUUUGUAUACUAUGCUGCCUCUGUAAGUUUCUACUUUCUAGUUCUUGUUUACCAUUUGGCCCUUAAAUUCCUCCUCCUGAAUGGUUGCUUGGGCCUAUUUUUUAUGUAUUCAAAUAACAAUUGUGCUUGCAU
Messenger RNA from Rubroshorea leprosula, 1098 nucleotides. NCBI's taxonomy places the organism in Eukaryota, Viridiplantae, Streptophyta, Magnoliopsida, Malvales, Dipterocarpaceae. The record is from the annotation of a GenBank genome assembly.